This is a messenger RNA of Carica papaya (papaya), 1997 nucleotides long. RefSeq names its product nitrite reductase 1 (gene NIR1). The record is from RefSeq and is a predicted model, not a curated record. NCBI's taxonomy places the organism in Eukaryota, Viridiplantae, Streptophyta, Magnoliopsida, Brassicales, Caricaceae. Gene Ontology annotation, molecular function: heme binding; oxidoreductase activity; iron-sulfur cluster binding.
ACCCGAAAGGCCAUUAUUAAUCCUUCUUAAGGUCCCCCCUCUCUCUCUCUUCAAAAAUGGUUCUCCUUAUAUCACAACCAAUCGCUAUUUUCGUUGGCUAUAACACUUUCUGCUCUCACUCUCGCCUUGUUGUUUCUGCUAUACACGACCACCGCCAUGUCUUCGCUCUCUGUUCGCUUUCUUGGCCCGCAGCCAUUCGUCUCCACUUCUUCUUCCAGGCCCAAGACGUGGGUUCUUGCCACUGCUCCGACUGUGGCGGUGCCGGCGUCGGGGGAGGUGGAUGCUGUGCGGCUGGAGCCCAGAGUGGAGGAGAAAAAUGGGUACUGGGUUUUAAAGGAGAAGUUUAGACAAGGUAUCAAUCCGCAGGAGAAGGUUAAGAUUGAGAAAGAACCCAUGAAGCUUUUCAUGGAAGGUGGGAUCGAGGAGCUUGCUAAGUUGUCACUUGAGGAGAUUGAGAAGGAGAAGCUUAGUAAGGAUGAUAUUGAUGUUAGACUCAAGUGGCUUGGUUUGUUUCAUAGGAGGAAGCAUCAAUAUGGUAGGUUCAUGAUGAGGUUGAAGCUACCAAAUGGAGUAACAACAGGCCAACAAACUAGGUACCUAGCAAGUGUGAUCAAGAAAUACGGGAAGGAUGGAUGUGCUGAUGUAACCACAAGGCAGAACUGGCAGAUCCGUGGUGUGGUGCUCCCUGAUGUGCCCGACAUACUAAAAGGUCUCGAGGAGGUUGGUUUGACCAGCCUACAGAGUGGUAUGGACAAUGUGAGGAACCCUGUUGGUAAUCCUCUUGCAGGCAUUGACCCACAUGAGAUUGUCGAUACCAGGCCUUACACAAACUUAUUGUCUCAAUUCAUCACUGGCAAUUCGCGUGGCAAUCCUGCUGUUUCUAACUUGCCAAGGAAGUGGAAUCCGUGUGUAGUGGGUUCUCACGAUCUCUAUGAACAUCCCCACAUAAAUGAUCUUGCUUACAUGCCUGCCAACAAAGAUGGAAGAUUUGGGUUCAAUUUGCUGGUGGGUGGGUUCUUUAGUGCCAAGAGAUGUGCAGAGGCAAUUCCUCUAGAUGCUUGGGUCCCAGCCGAUGAUGUGGUUCCAGUUUGCAGAGCUGUAUUGGAGGCCUUUAGGGAUCUUGGCUUCAGAGGGAACAGACAGAAAACUAGAAUGAUGUGGCUAAUUGAUGAGCUUGGUGUUGAAGGAUUCAGGGCAGAAGUAGUGAAAAGAUUGCCUAAUCAAGGGCUAGAGAGAGCAUCUUCAGAGGAGUUGGUUGAUAAAAAGUGGGUAAGGAGGGAUUAUUUUGGUGUGCAUCCACAGAAACAAGAAGGCUUAAGCUUCGUUGGCAUUCACAUUCCAGUGGGCAGAGUUCAGGCAGAUGACAUGGAAGAACUUGCUCGAUUAGCUGACACAUACGGCUCUGGUGAACUCAGGCUAACAGUGGAACAAAACAUCAUAAUUCCCAAUGUUGAGAACUCGAAAAUCGAAGCCUUACUCAAUGAACCUCUAUUGAAAGAAAAGUUCUCACCUGAGCCACCUAUUCUCAUGAAAGGCUUAGUAGCAUGCACAGGCAAUCAGUUCUGUGGACAAGCCAUUAUUGAGACGAAGGCCAGGGCAAUGAAGGUGACCGAGGAGGUGCAAAGGCUAGUUUCAGUCACAAGACCAGUGAGGAUGCACUGGACAGGCUGCCCAAAUACCUGUGGUCAAGUUCAAGUUGCUGAUAUAGGAUUCAUGGGUUGCAUGGCCAGGGACGAGAAUGGAAAGCCUGUUGAAGGAGCGGAUGUGUUUUUAGGAGGAAGAAUUGGGAGUGAUUCACACUUGGGUGAUAUUUAUAAGAAGGCUGUCCCCUGCAAGGACUUGGUGCCCAUAGUUGUGGACAUUUUGGUGAAUCACUUUGGAGCUGUACCUAGAGAGAGGGAAGAAGGAGAAGACUGAUUCCAUCAUCUGACUAACUGGUUUUUUCCCAACUGAAAGGAACUUGUAAGAACAUGUGGAGAAAGAAUAGAAUCUUGAAA